AUGGCGACGAGCACAGGAGGAGGAGGAGGAGGAGGAGGAGGAGGAGGAGGAGGGGGAGGAGGAGGGCUAGUGCGACUGUACAACAUUAGUUGGUUUGGCGUCGUCACCUGCUCAGUGUUACUCAUCGUUUGGGCCGCAGCCUUGACGGAUCCGACGUAUGCCCAACAGCAACAGCAACAGCAACAGGGUUAUCAACCAAAGUGGCAACAACAAGAAUAUCAACCAAAAGCUCAACCGCAACAACCAUCUCAACAGCGGUCAUUGGCGUACCCGAACCUGGACCGGACGGCACAACUGGCAUCCGACAGAUCUCGAUACGAUUCUGCAGACCUCUCCGCGGCGGCAGAGUUCCAAGGAUCAGCCGUCUCGGCGUUCUGCAAAUCCUUCUCCUUUCUCUGUCACGUCCGAUGUUUACAACGUGGAGAUCCUCGCGAUGCCGGAAACGUCGGCCCCAACAACAGUGGCAGCACCAGUCCUGGAACCAACAGUCGAGGUAGGGGGGAGAUCAACCGGUGCGCGUUCUUGAGUGGGUCGAGUUCCAUCCGAGUUUUGUGUGUGUGCAACAAUGGUGUGGAUUUGACGGCAGAGGUGGACUACGCGUUGGAGGGGGUGGUCGAUAAUGGACAGGGAAAUGCUGGUACUGGGGAGGCGGGUCGGAUCCGGAAGGUGGCAUAUUUGACGAGCACGGUGACGGUGACGAAGACCAAGACUUUGCCAGCUGUGACCAAGACGACUAUCUUCACAAUGGUGGACUAUGACAGGAGGAGGAACAGCAAUCGGGAAGCACUCUCAAAACUGAAGAAGGAGCUCUCUCAAGAGAAAAAGAUAUGGGUCAACUUGGGAGACAUGUUUAUCAAGUUGCCCAAGGAGAACGUCCAGACGAUGAUCAAGAAAGAUCAGACGACAUUGGACGAGGAGAUCUUGGAUAUCAGGGAAACAAUGAAGCAGAAAGUGGUCGAGCUCGAGCAACUGGAAGGAGGCGAUGGGUCAAAAUCAAGAGCCUUCCAACUCAAAGGCAUGUCCAAAUAA
Molecule: messenger RNA, 1029 nt
Organism: Linnemannia hyalina
Lineage: Eukaryota; Fungi; Mortierellomycota; Mortierellomycetes; Mortierellales; Mortierellaceae
Source: the annotation of a GenBank genome assembly